This is a messenger RNA of Struthio camelus australis, 1099 nucleotides long. It is a transcript of the gene MEX3B, whose product is annotated as mex-3 RNA binding family member B. Lineage: Eukaryota; Metazoa; Chordata; Aves; Struthioniformes; Struthionidae. Gene Ontology annotation, molecular function: RNA binding. The record is from RefSeq and is a predicted model, not a curated record.
CAAAAAAAAACCGUGGGGGGGAGUCGUGGGGGGGGUCCUGCAAACAUCUUAUAAACCGGAUUGCACUGAGAGGAGAAAAAAAAAAAGAUACAAAAUAUACAAGCAAAAGGCAACAGACCCCCGGUCUCCAGCAGUCGCCCACCCUCCCCGUCCUUCUCUCCUGCUGGCCAUCUGCCUCGGGUUUUCCUUUGUGUCUGAGCUUUUACUACUGAACCGAGUGCAGGAGGAGGGUGCAACACACACAGGGACUAUGCCCAGCUCGCUUUUUGCAGACAUGGAGAGGAACGGGAGCGGCGGCGGCGGCGGCGGUGGUGGUGGUGGUGGAGGGGGAGAGACCCUGGAUGAACAAAGAGCCCUUCAGAUCGCCCUGGAUCAGCUCUCCCUGCUGGGGCUGGACAACGACGAGACGGGCUCCAUUUACGACAGCGAGCCGCGGAAAAAGAGCGUGAACAUGACUGAAUGCGUCCCGGUGCCCAGCUCGGAGCAUGUCGCUGAGAUAGUGGGGAGACAAGGUUGUAAAAUCAAAGCUCUGCGGGCAAAGACCAACACCUACAUCAAGACCCCGGUUCGCGGGGAGGAGCCGCUCUUUGUUGUGACGGGCAGAAAGGAAGAUGUGGCCAUGGCCCGCAGGGAGAUCAUCUCGGCGGCCGAGCACUUCUCCAUGAUCCGAGCCUCGCGGAACAAGAACACGGCCCUGAACGGCACCGUCCCCGGCCCCCCGAACUUGCCCGGCCAAACCACCAUCCAGGUGCGGGUGCCUUAUCGCGUGGUGGGCUUGGUCGUGGGGCCCAAGGGGGCCACGAUCAAGCGCAUCCAGCAGCAGACGCACACCUACAUCGUGACCCCGAGCCGGGACAAGGAGCCGGUCUUCGAGGUGACGGGCAUGCCCGAGAACGUGGACCGCGCCCGGGAGGAGAUCGAGGCGCACAUCGCCAUGCGCACCGGCGGCAUCAUCGAGCUCACGGACGAGAACGACUUCCACGCCAACGGCACGGACGUGGGCUUCGAGCUGAACGGCACGGGCAGCCUCUGGAAUAAGCUGAAUGACCUAGGAGACAAUAUGGCCGUAGCUAAAUUUAAACUGUACGUUAUGACAUGA